AGAGGACAGGAGUUUCCCAGCCACCGAGGAUCUAUCUUGUGCUUCAGAUAAUUUGCUCCUUUGAAGUGUUCUCUGACGGGACCAAUCUCACCAUUAGGCAGAAAGAGGAGUGGAGUGUGAAUAGGCCACUUACUUUGCACUCCAUUGGAACAACAGAGAAACCUGGUAUUAUGGAGACUGGAGAAACCAAGGAACAAGAGAAGAACCAGCAGAUCAACGAACUGCAGCAGAAGUCAGAAAUGACUCAAAAUGCAUUUGAAGGAGAGAGUGAGGCAGGAAAAGCAGAGACUGGUGAGAAAGAAACUAAAGAGGACGGAAAGUUUGCAGAAGAAACUGGGAAAGAGGUGGAUGAUGCAAGUGAAUUAGAGAAAGCAAAGAUGGCUGCUGGGAAUGAGGUGCAUGGAGAGAAGGAGGCUGGGGUAACUGAGGCUGCUGGACUUGAGGCAAAGCAGAAGGAAGAAUCUACAGAAGAGGCUUCUGAAUCUGAAAAGGGGACGGCAUCCAAGGCAAGCCAGAAGGAGAAAACAGUCAAAGAAAGCAGCCAACCAGAAUCUGAAGGUGUAUCUGAGACCAAAGAUGAUGUUUCUGGAAAACCAGAAGACCUACAGAGAGAGGACGGGAAAAAGGCUGAUGUUCUGAAGAAAAAUGCCAAGGAAGAGGGUCGAAGUGGCAGCACUUCUGAUGAGCCUCUUUCACCAGAACCUGAGGAGGAAGAGGAGGAAUUCUGGCCAGAAUUCCCUCCUCGUUCUCCUGAAGCAAGUCCACAAAGCCCCACCGAGCUCAAAGGUUUGGAGGCAGGUGGCAUUACUCCACCAACGACCGCUCCAGAAGCUGCUCCAGCGGAAAUCACCAGCCCUGAAGCUGCCCUGAAGGGAGAGAAAGAGCCCCCUUCUGCUGCACCAGAGGAAGCAGCUACUGCCAAAGAGAAAAAGAAGAGGCCUGCUUUUGACCGAAGAGAGAUAACCAGGCCAAGGAUGCCACCCAGGGGACAGUCCCGCAAAGCCAUUGUGGAGAGGUUUGGAGGGGCUGCAACUGGUCCUGCCCCCAAUAUCAAGAGGACUGGAGGUGCAAACACUGUGAAGACCAUGUUGCUGGAAUGGUGUCGGGCCAUGACCCGUGGCUAUGAACAUGUGGACAUUCAGAACUUUUCUACCAGUUGGAAAAGUGGCAUGGCUUUUUGUGCCCUCAUCCACAAGUUCUUUCCUGAUGCCUUUGACUAUGCAAACCUUGACCCAGCAAAUCGGAAAGAGAAUUUCACCCUGGCCUUCUCUACUGCUGAGAAAUAUGCAGACUGUGCUCAACUUCUGGAGGUGGAGGACAUGGUGCGCAUGAGUGUUCCUGAUAAUAAGUGCAUCUACACCUAUGUCCAGGAACUUUAUCGCAGCUUGGUGGAGAAAGGGCUAGUAAAGACCAAGAAGAAAUAGAAAUGCAAAGCAGGCUUUGGUUUGAGGCUCAUGGGAAGCUAUAGAAAAACUUGGUGGGGGCAGGUAAGAAGGUUUCUGUGGUUCUCAUCUUCAAAGGGGACUAGCUCCUUGAAAUUCUUGAAUCACAUUAAUUGCAAUUAGAUAAAACCAAAAGAAAUUGAAAAAUAAUAGAAGGUUUGAGUUCUUGCUAAUUGGUAGCACCUGGCAAAGAAGAAUUUUAGUCAUAAUUUGUUUUUAAACUAUUCCCCCAUCUUCCAGAUCUAGCACAGAACACCUACACAUGUUUAGGUAUGAGGGCUAAAAAAAUUAAGGUUUCAUAUUUAACUUAAAAAUCUUCAACAUAUUCCUUGGAUUUUUUUUUUUUUUUGCAUAACCAAUAUUAUUGUCCCACCCUCAGAAUUUGUUGUGGUCCGCCAGCAGCCAGCAGAGCUGGCAGCAGAUUAGGACAGUGAGGAGAUUGGGGAGGAAUGUGGGCCAGUCCUGGAGUCUGGGGAAGGCUCGGACGAUGGCUCUGAGUCAGAGGCAGAGAGGGGGCCAAAGCCAUCUGGUAGUUCUUUGCUGCCUCCGGAGUCUCCAAAGUCUGACAUCAGCAAGGCAGAAGAACAGCGUGAGCCUAUUCCCAGUGUGCACAUGCGCAGAGCUGCCAGGAGGCAGGAACAAUUAAGGAAACAGGGUCAAUUUGGGAGUAAGGCUUGGAGAUGGUUGGCUCCUCCCAUAAGACAUAAAAGAGAAGCGAAUGGGACAUGAGCUUUUGCAGGAAGCAAUUAGUUCAUCUGGCCGAUUCAAGAUUUGAAACUUCUGUUUGUGACUCUGUGCCAAGUUUGGUCUUGCCCUGCAUCUGGAAAUUAGCUCUUUGGCAGCAUUCCACAUGAGAUAGGUGGGUGUUGAUAACUUUCCUUGAAAGACUGUUUAUUAAGUUUUGCGGACUAUAAAUGAAAGUAAUUUACAGCCGUAUGAAUUAAAGAGGUUUGCCG
This is a messenger RNA of Pantherophis guttatus, 2398 nucleotides long. The record is from RefSeq and is a predicted model, not a curated record. Lineage: Eukaryota; Metazoa; Chordata; Lepidosauria; Squamata; Colubridae.